This is a messenger RNA of Larimichthys crocea (large yellow croaker), 5744 nucleotides long. Its product is annotated as serine/arginine repetitive matrix protein 2. The transcript is spliced from 3 exons. The record is from RefSeq and is a predicted model, not a curated record. Gene Ontology annotation, biological process: protein polyubiquitination; protein monoubiquitination. Gene Ontology annotation, molecular function: ubiquitin protein ligase activity; metal ion binding. Lineage: Eukaryota; Metazoa; Chordata; Actinopteri; Sciaenidae. The coding region runs from base 61 to 4980 and encodes 1639 amino acids.
UGUGGCUUCCUGUCCUCGGUGACACACAUUGACCUCCCCUGUUUUCUCCACGUUCAGGUGAUGGCGCCCACACGGAUGAAGCUGCGUGUGCGGCGGCGUGAUAAUGUGACAGGAGGUGCAGGUGCGGCAGGAGGAGGUCAGCCAGCAGAAGAAGAGGAGAGAAGCCGAGAGGGCGGCGGCGGCGGCGGCGGUCGCAGCAGCAGGAGGAAAAACUCCAACAACACAGUGACGGCAGCUGCUGCCACCUCCUCCUCAUCUCCUCCUCCCUCCUCGUCUCCUCCUCCCUCCUCCUCCUCCUCUACCGCUGCACGGGCCGUGAUGGCGGCAGAGGAGGCGUCACCUGACUCCAAGUGCCCGAUCUGCCUCGACCGCUUCAACAACCUGGCGUACCUGGACCGCUGCCUGCACCGCUUCUGCUUCCCGUGCAUCCAGGAGUGGUCGCACAACAAGGCCGAGUGUCCGCUCUGCAAGCAGCCGUUCGCCUCCAUCCUGCACUCGGUCCGCGCCGAGGACGACUUCAAGGAGUACACGCUGCGGCCGGCGCCCGCCAACAGCAACGUGGCUGCCACGGUCGCGAUGGUGGCGGCGAUGGCUUCGGCGGCAAGGAGCGACCACCAGAUGAGGCUGAUGCUGAGGAGGCACAGAGGGGUGGACGGAGUCGAGACGAGCACGAGGAGGCAGAGGAGGGAGAGAGGAGGCAGAGGAAGGGAAGGCGGCAGAGCGGGGGAGAGGACGGGGGUGUGGGAGUGGUACCUCGACUCUCCUCCUCUGGCGCUCCCUCCUCUUCCUCACCAGCCCGCCGUCGCAGAGGACAGCGAGGACGGGGAAGACCUGGAGGAGCAGAGGGUGAGGGGCGGGGCUGAUCUGGUGGAGCGUGGGGUCAUAUUUGAAGGACUGACGGGACUCGGGGGGGCAGGGGCACCUAUGGCGGCCAACGACCGGGCUUCGCGACGGCUGAUGACUCGUUUGGCGGCGAGGCAGCGUCUGCAGCGAGAAGGUGGAACUGUGCGGCGGCUGAGGGAGAGAGAGACUGUGGUCUUCCGCCGCGCCCUCUACCGCAGCGGCACGCGGGUCCGCGGCGUUGCCGGGGUCCGUAACCAGGGGCAGCAGCAGCGUGACAUCACAGCAGAGAGCUUCCGCCGUAACCCCGUCCACCUGAACAGACUCCGCCCCUGGCUGCGGCGAGAGCUCACAGUGCUGUACGGCGCUCACGGCUCACUUGUUGACAUUGUCCAACGCAUCAUCAUGGCACGGCUAGCUCGCCACGGCCUGGAGGACACGCCCACCAUAGAGGACGAGCUGCGACCAUUCCUAUUGGCCCGCACCGACCACUUCCUGCACGAGCUGGUCAGUUUUGCCCGCUCGCCACUCAGCCUGGAAAACUACGACCUGCAGGCGGUGUACGAGCCGCCGGCCGCCGCCCUGGAGCUGGAUGGCACAAGCAGCUCCACUGACAGCAGCUCCGUCAUCGCCAUCUCAGAGGGCGAGGAAGAGGAGCAGCAGGCGGGAGGAAGAUCAGAGGAGAGGCUGCUGGCGAGGGCGGGCGGCGCUUACGAUGACCUCAUCCAAACCGGGAGCAGCCUGAGCCUGUCGGCGUGGGACGACGAGACGCCAGGACCCUCGUACUCCAGCGCUGAGCCUUCGUGUUCGCUCGCCCCGCUGUCGUUCAGCCCCGCCCCACAGCAGGCAGCCAAUGAGGAGGGGGGAGAGAGGCAGGAGGAUGAGGAGGGGGAGGAGGAGUGUCUGAUCGUCGGGUACAAGAAGCCGAUAGCGGAGCGGACUCCUGAGCUGGUGCAGCUCUCCUCCGACACCGAGGAGGAGGAGAAGAAGGAGGAAGAGGAGGAGAACACGGCGAAGCUUCCCCCCAUCCCGACCACCACUCCUCCUCUCUCUUACUUACCCAUAAUUCCUCCCUCCACGUCAGCUGCGUACAGAGACGAACAGGACGACGGGCCGAAGGAGAAAGACGGCGAGGCGGGCGGACGCCGCUCGCGUGUGCGUUCCUGGUCAGGCAGCUCGGGGAAAAGCAGGAAGUCCGUGUGCACCCUCAGUCCGUCAACGCCGGGAGACGGCGAGCAGCAGCAACGGGAGAGCGAGUGCUGGAGAGACAGGAAGCAGUCUGCCAGCGAGGCGGGGAGAGAGAAGAGGAGGAGGAAGAGGAGCAGGAGAGGACGGGAGAGGAGCGGCGACAGGCUGAGGAAGAGCGGCACACUGUACAACCCCAACCGCUCGAUUUACCCCGCCAUGAUGCGUCACCGCUCCCACUCCCCCUCGCCGUUUCACUCCAGCGUCGAGUCAGCCGGCUCGCCGAUGCCACCGAGCCCGGCUGACUCCAGCUGGGAGUACCGCUGCUCCCAGGUCUCCCCUCUCACCUCCUCCGUCUCCUCACCCUCCUCAUCCUCGCCGCUCUGCUCCUCCCCACAGCCAACGCCGCCGAUGCCCUCGCUUUCGCCUCGGGAGCGCAGCAACACUCACCACGGAGAGAAACCCGGUGGGAAGAGGAAGUACAAGAGCCGCCACCUGGACAGCAACGACAAGGACCCCACCUGGAGGCCGAGCAGCAGCCAUCGGCGGGAGAGGAGGAGGGAACGCCGUGAGAAGGAGAAGAGGAGGAUGGGGAGGGACGAUGGGAGGAGACGGGAGAGGGAGAGGAGAGACACUCGCCAGGAUAGCGGCGGAGACAGCAGCAGGAGGUCCAGAGAGGACCGCAGUCCCAGCGUGGAGAUCAUCUACGAGGGCACCAUCGCCUCCAAUGCGACGCAGCCUCCUGCCCGCAAGCGCCGCAGGAAACGACGCCGCAAUACGCAACACAGCAGCUCGCCGGUCAUCAUCACUCUUGACAGCGACAGCAGCCACAACGACAAAAACAACAACAGCAGCGGCAGCAGCACGCCGCUCAGCAGCCAGCAGACCGUCGACUUCUCGGAUCUCCCUCCUCUCGCGUUGGUGCAUUCUGCCGGCGUGGGCAGGGCCUUGAACGCAGAAAUCUGCGAGCUUCCCGUCGACAUCCUGGACAGAGGAUCUGACGGGUCGGAGACAGAGUCCGCGGGUCGAUCCGAGUCCGCGGGUGCCAUCGCCAUCGACAACAGUGACAACAGCGAUCACGAUGUGGACGUGGAGAACCUCGAGGAGGGCGGGUCGCUGCUGAGCUUGGUUGAUGAUAAAGGACCAAUGAGAGAAGCAGCGGUCGGUGAUUCUCAGCCAACAGGAGCGAGCGAUGCUGCUCCCAAAACCAAAAGAGACUCUGAGGUCCUGACCUCGGGCAGCCGCUUGUUAGCAACCAUCCUGAGUGACCUGAAGGAAAUCGGCGCAAAGAAACGAGGUCUGUCUUUGAACUUUGGGUCCAACUGCUCAUCCAGCACAGGAAGCAAACACUUUAGGGGUCAGUGCGACGUCAGUCGGGGUCAUUCCAACCAAAGUGACAACGACUGGUCAGCUGAGACGACACAUUCUGAUAUGCCUGAGCGGCGUCCGUUGAAUGAAAGCAGGGACCAAAACCAGGGCUUUGUUGUGCCGACUUUUCAUACCUCCGCCGUCCCGCUACCUCCUCUUGAGUGGCGGAAGGAUUACAGAGUCAGAGAGGAGGUCAAGGACGUCCCUCCGCUCCUGAAACAGGCUAGUCCGGUCAGGUCGUACACUAGAAACACGCCGCCGCCAUUAAAACACAAAGAUGCCGGGAGUCCACACCUGUUACCCGUCUCUCCCAUAGAUCUGCGCUCCCCUCACACUUUUGACACUGAUGUAAAUUCUCAUGUUGACCUUAAUUCAAACUCCAACGCCUGCCCCAUUGACUCCCAUUUGGGUGCCAACGAUAGCCAGGCCACGGAUGCUUCAGCUGGGAUAGAAGAGCCGGCCUCUACAAGCUGCAAAUCAGCCACUGACAUGCAUUCAUCCAUGAGUCACAGGCCUCCCGUUGCUUCCCGUUCCUCUUGUUCGGGGUCUGAAUAUAGUUCACGUGCUCAUCGGGACUUCAAUUCCUUUCAUUCUUCAGAGCUACAUUCCAGCUGUGAUGGCUCAAAGGAAGCAUCGCCUCGCCAGAGCUCUUCGCUCAUUGACCUGCAUCAUGUGAAUUCUUUAUCUAGCCUUGAUGUCCACUCAGCCAAAAACAAGCCAGCUCACACGGACUCUACCUCCAGAGGUUGCAGGACUCUAAGCCCAGAUUCCUGUCGGGUAUCACCCAUUGACCUCCAUCCUUCCAGCGGUGUUUCUGCUGAAGACACGCCGGCAGGUAGUGAUGUUUUCUCAGGAGACAACUGUAACGACGCGUCACCUCCUGUUUUUGUUGCAUUCAAUGAUUCUAGGACUCAGAACCCCUCCUCAUCCAUUGACCCCCACUCUUCUGGUAAGACGGAGUCAGGAAGGUUUUCCCCCUCUAGAGUUUGCUCAGAGCCAACAACAGCUCCUUGCAGCAGGUUGUUACCCGCUGACAUCCAUCCCAGAAGUGUCAAAUCUCCCGCUGACCUCGACUCUUCCAGUGCAACUUCAGAAGGCAGCAAACCGUUGCCAUUCCUCAAUCAUGAGGACAGAUCGCCUCCUAUUGAUUUGCAUCGUCCAAGUCUCGUGCCACCUGCUAACAAACCUUCUACCUUCACCACUGACGGACACUUGAACCACACAGCCUUCUCAUCCUCCACCUUCCACACGUCACAUCCAAAGUGCAGUUCUUGGUCCGGAUCUGCUGAUGAAUCCCACUCAGAACUUCUCCACCCCACUGACUCAAACCCUCCCAGCUCCAACACACAGUUCCCCAUUGAGACCUGUUCAAAACACAGUUCCCCCAUGGACUCUCGGUGUGACUCACCCACCGACUCCUUGAGAGACUUUAAGCUCCCCACGGACAAUCACAUCACAUCUUCCCCACAGUCUGCUGCUGCUGGGAACCAGUGGGACUCCAGCUCCUCCCCUGACGCCCAUCCAGAGUCUCAUUCGGCCAGUAUCACGUGGAGUACACAAACACACUCGUCCACGUAUGACGCUUAAAAUGAAGAGACUGAAAUGUUUGGAGGAGUCGACGGAUCAAAUUUGAAGAACAAACUGCUGAUCUUUGUUUUUGUUUUUUUACCUCUGUUCAGAGUUUUGAUUUGAAAUGUUUGAGUUCACGCUGUGUUUUUGGAUGAAUGGAUCGAAGUUUACAUCUUAAAGUUUGUUUCUCUGAGGCUGGCACCACAAACCGUUUUACUGACGUCUUAUUUCUGUUUAUUUAUAUUUUUAAUUGGCACAUAAUGAGCCUGUUUGACACGAGAACAAUAAAGAAAUAAAAAAAAGAUUUGUGGUCCCAGUUCCAGAUCACGGACACAUUGAUUCCUGCACAUUAACCCUCCUCGUCCAGCAGGCGUAGAAUAAACAUGUAGCCGUAGAGUUCAGUAAAAUGAAAUAAAAGUCAUUAAAGUAUAAUUUGAUAUUUGUCCGCGAUGGAGGAAUUCAGGAAUGUGUGAAUGUGUUGGAGAAGAAGAAAGAUUUGGUCUUCAUGGCGAGCGUUCUUUUCUUCUUCUGAGACUUUUAUUAAUCAUUGGAAGGUUUUUCUCUCUAGAUCACUGAACUCAGUCGAGCUGUGUGUGAAAAUGUUUUCUAUGUUGGCAAAUUAAAGUUUUUUUUUUUUAAAGAUGAAUCUGAUUAUGAACAGCGUAUUAACGUAGAAAGUGUGAAGCUUGUGAAAGAGUUCAUGAACUGAAGGCCGGCGUUUAAGAAGUGAUGAAGCAGACACUGAUUUUUAAAAUAAAAUAAAGAGUUCUUUAAGUCAAAAA